ACUCCUUAGAUAUUUACUAGAAACGUAAGAAUCUUCCCCCACUCCACUCAUAAUGCCACGUGUGUGCGCAUCCCCCGCCAUAGCUUUUGUAUAUAUAUAAACACAUGCACUUCCAUAUCAUUGAGUAGCCCUGAGGUUGUUUGCUUCCGUUCCGUUCCGUCUAAUCAUGGCCAUGAAGCACUAUUGCAUCUCCAUCACACUUGCUGCUGUCCUCCUGGCGUUCUGUUCCUCUCAAGCUGCAUGCCGAAUCGUUUCCGCUAACAGCACCGUCGUUACUGGCGACGCAGCGGCGAAGUUCGCGAGGAUCAGCAACGCCAAAGCCGAGCUGACGAUAAACGGGUUCCAGAGUGGCGAGUCAGGUGGCGGCCCUGCGGAGUGCGACGGCAAGUUCCACCCGGACGACACGCUGGUAGUGGCAUUGUCGACCCCAUGGUACGCUCACGGGCAGCGCUGUUUCCGGUCCAUCACCAUUCGGGGGCCCAAUGGGAAUUCGGCCAGCGCACGCGUGGUGGAUGAAUGCGACGUCGUCCACGCAGGCUGCAAGCCCGAUAUCGUCGAUGCCUCCCAAGCCGUGUGGGAAGCCCUCAAGGUGCCGCAGAAUCAGUGGGGGCUAAUGGCGGUCACGUGGUCCGACGAUUGAUCGCUCACUACUGUCGACCCACUUCCCGGAAAAUUCAAGUCAGUCGUUGGUGUCGAAAAAUCAUCGUGUCGAAGAAAGAAAUAAAGCCUUUCGGGUUUAUAUUGUUGUUUGCAUGGGUGUCUUUCUUUGUUGAAUAAAACACUUAUAAUAGCCGACGGUGGAUUUAAAAAUCUCGACAGGAGAAUAAUGUGGCUCGUUAUCUUGUAGUCCCCCAAAUCUGUAUGUAUAUUUGAUUUUUGAUAAUGCAAGCAGCCGUUAUCGAUCACCAAGUGGCCACUUCGAGUGAACCGCUGGUCUUGAAAAAAGGAUCAUAUCGAAUAAAGAAAUAAUCAAGUAUAUCAUUUUGAGCUUGUUAGGGUGUUUCUUUCUUAGUUGAAUAAAAUGAUAAUCAUAGGCCGAUGAUGCUUCAAAAAUCCUGACAAAGAGCUUCGCCUCGGAGAUUAACGUGGCUCGUCAUCUUCCAGUCUCCCAAAUCUAUUUGUAUAAUUGUUUCUUGACAAUGCAAGCAGUUUCUGAACAACAGCAACAAAAAACUACAUUCUGAAGCUCUUUCUUAUACUCUUACAGAUUUCACAACUAACGUGUGUUGAUACAUACUAUAUAAUAAUUUUUUUUUAUAAUGGUGAAUUUAUUAGAAAUAAACUGAAAGUCACUACAGACAGCAAAGGCCAGCACAAGGUGUGCGCCUCAGAAGCAAGAAGAAAAAAAAACAUCAACAACAUACAUAACACAAACACAAAGAGCAGCAAAGGAACAAGGAAUAAAACGGUGGAUUUCCUUUCAUUAGAGUAUUUUUAUUAUUUUAAAUUAUAGUUUUUCUUUUCUUUCUUAAUUACAUUUAUGUCUUGAUUCCCUUAGAGUCUACACUAGGGACGGGAUACGGUGACAACCCACUCGGAGGUUGUCAGAUUCACAACCAAGGGUAUUUUGGGUAUAAAAAAGGAAUAUAUUAAUUACCUUUUUGUAUUAAUUAUAUUGGGAAUUAAAAACACAUAUUAAAUACAAUUUUUUUUC
Linum trigynum is the source of this 1654-nucleotide messenger RNA. The record is from the annotation of a GenBank genome assembly. Lineage: Eukaryota; Viridiplantae; Streptophyta; Magnoliopsida; Malpighiales; Linaceae.